Messenger RNA from Durusdinium trenchii, 683 nucleotides. The record is from the annotation of a GenBank genome assembly. Lineage: Eukaryota; Dinophyceae; Suessiales; Symbiodiniaceae.
AGUUGGCAGUUGGCUCAAGUCCUAGUUAAACGCAGUUGGCUUUACUGGCCUUUCAGAGUGGAGUCAUGGCUGAAGCACCUCGUACCGUCGCCGAGGGUACCAAGCGAGUGAAGAAAGGUUUGCCAACCAUGCUGAAAGGAGGUGUCAUCAUGGAUGUGAUGAACAAAGAGCAAGCGAAGAUUGCCGAAGAGGCAGGAGCUUGCGCAGUGAUGGCCCUGGAACGUAUCCCAGCCGACAUCCGUCAGAGCAAGGGUGUUGCAAGAAUGUCUGAUCCCAAGAUGAUCAAGGAGAUUGUGAACUCUGUCUCCAUUCCAGUCAUGGCCAAGUGUCGCAUUGGACACUUCGUGGAGUCUCAGGUUCUGCAGCAGAUCGGUGUAGACUGCAUCGAUGAGAGUGAGGUGCUCACAGUUGCAGAUGAGGGAAAUCAUGUCAAUAAGACAAAGUUCAAGGUUCCCUUCGUGUGCGGAUGCCGCAACCUUGGUGAGGCAUUGCGACGUAUUGCUGAAGGUGCGAGCAUGAUCCGCACGAAGGGUGAGGCCGGAACUGGUGAUGUUGUGGAGGCUGUUCGACACAUCCGCACCCUCCACAAGGAGCGAGGUUUGAAAGGCACUCAUUAUGCUGAGCUAAAUUGUGUUUUGCGUUUUGGGGUUGGAUGUCGGGAAAUUUGCAAAACCUACAUAUAG